Messenger RNA from Sinocyclocheilus anshuiensis, 1857 nucleotides. Its product is annotated as volume-regulated anion channel subunit LRRC8A. The record is from RefSeq and is a predicted model, not a curated record. Lineage: Eukaryota; Metazoa; Chordata; Actinopteri; Cypriniformes; Cyprinidae. The transcript is spliced from 7 exons. Gene Ontology annotation, cellular component: cytoplasm. Gene Ontology annotation, molecular function: protein binding. The coding region runs from base 193 to 1779 and encodes 528 amino acids.
AUCGAGCAGGGCAUCGUGGACCGUUCGGAGACGGGCGUCUUGGAAAAGAAGGAAGGAGAGCAGGCCAAAGCGCUGUUUGAGAAGGUGAAGAAGUUCCGUAUCCACGUGGAGGAGGGCGACAUCGUUCACCGUCUUUACAUCCGUCAAAUCAUCAUCAAAGUCAUCCAGUUCCUCAUCAUCAUCUGCUACACCAUGUACUAUGUCCACCACAUCAAGUUCAGCGUGCCGUGCACCGUGGACAUCGAGCGGCUGACCGGUUAUCGCACGUACCACUGCGCCCAUCCUCUGGCCACGCUCUUUAAGAUCCUGGCCUGCUUCUACAUCAGCCUGGUGGUGGUUUACGGCCUCAUCUGCAUGUACACGCUGUACUGGAUCAUCAGCCGCUCGCUAAAGCGCUACUCCUUCGAGUCCAUCCGUGAGGAGAGCAGCUACAGCGACAUCCCCGACGUCAAGAACGACUUUGCCUUCAUGCUGCACAUGAUCGAUCAGUACGACCCGCUGUACUCAAAGCGCUUCGCCGUCUUCCUGUCGGAGGUCAGCGAGAACAAACUGCGACAGCUGAACCUGAAUAACGAAUGGACUCUGGAGAAACUCAGACAGAGGAUAACCAAAAACUCGCAGGAGAAGCUGGAGCUGCACCUCUUCAUGCUGAGCGGGAUCCCAGACACAGUGUUCGACCUGGUCGAGCUGGAGGUGCUGAAAUUGGAGCUGAUCCCUGAUGUUACGAUCCCACCAAUAAUCGCACAGCUGUGUAACCUGAGGGAGAUGUGGCUUUACCACACGCCGGCCAAAAUCGAGGCUCCUGCUCUGGCCUUCCUCCGUGAGAACCUCAAAUCACUACACAUAAAGUUCACAGACAUUAAGGAGAUCCCACUGUGGAUCUACAGCCUCAAGAACCUCAGCGAGCUUCAUCUGACCGGAAACCUCAGCGCGGAUAACAACCGAUUCAUCAUCAUCGACGGCCUGCGGGAGCUCAAGAGGCUCAAGGUCCUGCGGCUGAAGAGCAACCUCACUAAACUGCCUCAGGUGGUGACGGAUGUUGGCGUUCACUUGCAGAAGCUCUCCAUCAAUAACGAAGGCACCAAACUGAUGGUUCUGAACAGUCUGAAGAAGAUGGUGAACCUGACGGAGCUGGAGCUGGUGCGCUGUGAUCUAGAGCGGAUCCCGCACUCCAUAUUCAGCCUGCACAAUCUACAGGAGAUCGAUCUAAAGGACAACAACUUGAAGACCAUCGAGGAGAUCAUCAGCUUCCAGCAUCUCCACAGACUGGUGUGCCUCAAGCUCUGGUAUAACCAGAUCGCCUACAUCCCCAUCCAGAUCGGCACCCUCACCAACCUGGAGCGCCUCUACCUGAACAGGAACAAGAUCGAGAAGGUUCCUGCCCAGCUCUUCUUCUGCAGGAAGCUGCGUUACCUGGACCUCAGCCACAACAACCUGACCAGCAUCCCUGCAGACAUCGGCUUCCUGCAGAACCUGCAGUACUUUGCAGUGACAGCCAACAGAAUCGAGACGCUGCCACCCGAGUUGUUCCAGUGUAAGAAGCUGCGGACGCUGAAUCUGGGAAAUAACUGCCUUACGGUGCUUCCGUCACGUUUCGGAGAGUUAACCGGCCUAAUGCAGCUGGAGCUCCGCGGGAACCGGCUGGAGGGAUUACCGGUGGAGCUCUCCGAAUGUCGCCUUCUCAAGCGCUCCGGGCUGAUCGUAGAAGAGGAUCUCUUCAACACCCUGCCGCCGGAGGUCAAGGAGCAGCUGUGGAGAACCGAUAAAGAACAAGCCUGAGCGAGACAGAGGAACUCUUAAAGGCACAGUUCACCCAAAAAUGAACAUUUGCUGAAAAUGUACUCACCCUCAGGCCAU